Molecule: messenger RNA, 2485 nt
Organism: Juglans regia (Persian walnut)
Lineage: Eukaryota; Viridiplantae; Streptophyta; Magnoliopsida; Fagales; Juglandaceae
Product: D-3-phosphoglycerate dehydrogenase 1, chloroplastic-like
Exons: 4
Coding region: 200-2287 (695 amino acids)
Cellular component (GO): cytosol
Molecular function (GO): NAD binding; glyoxylate reductase (NADPH) activity; hydroxypyruvate reductase [NAD(P)H] activity
Source: RefSeq, a predicted model, not a curated record
CACGGCUCUAAAAAAGAAUAUUACUACCCGGCCGCUGCUAAGCUCCAACGGUUAAGAGCUAAAUAAUGAUAAUAAAUAAACAAAUAGAUAAAUAAUAUCACUUCCCCUCUCUGUGGCUUGGCUUACAAGUUUACAACGCACAAACAGUGAACCACCACCUUCGACUUUCAGCUAACCUGAAGCCCUAUCCCGAACCAUAAUGGAGUCCAUUGGCGUACUCAUGCUUUGCCCGAUGUCCGUCUACCUCGAGCAGGAGCUGCAGAGCCGCUUCAAUCUCUUCAAGCUCUGGACCGUCCCACAGAAGCCAGAGUUCUUCAAGGAACACGCAUCCUCCAUCCGGGCCGUCGUCGGCAACGCAGGUGCCGGAGCCGACGCCGAGCUCAUCAGCGCUCUGCCGAAACUCGAGAUCGUCUCGAGCUAUAGUGUCGGAGUGGACAAGAUCGAUCUGGACAAGUGCAGAGAGAAGGGGAUUAGGGUUACGUACACGCCGGACGUGCUGACCGAUGACGUGGCGGACCUUGCGAUUGGGCUGAUACUGGCGGUGCUGAGGACACUGUGUGCGAGCGAUCGUUACGUGAGGAGUGGGGCGUGGAAGAAGGGUGACUUCAGGUUGAAUACUAAGUUCACCGGCAAAACAGUUGGUAUUAUCGGUUUGGGAAGAAUUGGUAUGGCAGUUGCUAAGAGAGCUGAAGCAUUUAACUGCCCAAUCUCUUACCACACGAGAAGAGCAAAGCCAGACAUACAAUACACAUACUAUCCAAGUGUUGUUGAGCUAGCCUCCAACUGUGAUAUUCUGGUUGUUGCAUGCCCUCUAAAUGAAGAGACCUGGCAUAUCAUCAACCGUGAAGUCAUUGAUGCAUUGGGCCCGAAGGGUGUUCUCAUCAACAUCGGGAGGGGCCCUCACGUGGACGAACCCGAGCUGGUAUCUGCACUAGUUGAAGGCAGGCUAGGCGGGGCUGGUCUCGAUGUGUAUGAAAAGGAGCCUGAAGUACCUAAGGAACUGUUUGGGCUUGAAAACGUAGUCCUCCUGCCUCAUAUAGGAAGUGGCACGGUGGAAACCCGGACUGCCAUGGCUGACCUUGUGAUUGGAAACCUGGAGGCUUACUUUUUGAACAAACCCCUGUUAACCCCAUUGGGUGGAACUCAAUCCAAAACGACGUACUUUUGCUACUUUUGCAAUCGUUGCAACCUUGUUAACCUUCUUGCGAAUAUCACGACCACCGUUUCAAAUCCUAAAACGCCCACCGCCACUGCCCUGAGUUCCCUCAAAACACCGACCAUAUUAAUUGAAACGGAAAAUCAAACCCUAGCCCGACUCCUCCUCGUCCUCCUCCACAUUCACUUCAUGGACUCCAUAGGCGUCCUCAUGACCUACCCAAUGUCCGAUUACCUCGAACAAGAACUCCAAAAGCGCUUCAACCUCUUCAAACUCUGGGCUCAUUCCUCAAAGUCUGAUUUAUUGGAAAAACACUCUAACUCCAUCCAAGCGCUUGUGGGAAACACCAAAAUCGGUGCCGACGCUGAACUCAUCGACUCAUUACCCAAGUUGGAGAUCGUCUCGAGUUACAGUGUGGGGUUGGAUAAGAUUGAUCUGAGGAAAUGUGAGGAGAAAGGAAUCAGGGUUACCAAUACGCCCGACGUAUUGACCGAUGAUGUUGCCGAAUUGGCGAUUGGGUUGAUCCUGGCUGUUACGAGGAGGGUUUGUGAGUGUGACAGGUUUGUGAGGAGAGGGUUUUGGAAGAAAGGCAAUUUCGGAUUGGCUACCAAGUUCAGUGGUAAAUCAGUAGGAAUUGUUGGGUUGGGAAGGAUUGGCACAGCAAUUGCAAAGAGAGCCGAAGCAUUUGGCUGCCCUAUCAGUUACCACUCGAGAUCUGAGAAACCAGAAACAAAUUACAAGUACUACUCGAACAUCAUCGACUUGGCUGCCAAUUGUCAUAUUCUCAUUGUUGCUUGUGCUUUGACAGAAGAAACCCGACACAUCGUCAACCGUGAAGUUAUUGAUGCAUUGGGUCCAAAUGGCAUUCUCAUUAACAUUGGAAGAGGUCCACACAUCGACGAAACUGAACUUGUGUCUGCACUCCUUGAAGGCCGGUUGGGUGGGGCUGGGCUUGAUGUGUUCGAAAAUGAGCCAGACGUUCCUGAACGGCUUUUUGGGCUUGAAAACGUAGUUCUUCUGCCUCAUGUGGGGAGUGACACUGUGGAAACCAGCGAGGCAAUGGCAGACCUUGUGAUAAAAAACUUAGAGGCACACUUUUUAAAGAAGCCACUGCUAACUCCAGUGAUUUGAUUUUGAAGGGUAUGUGGCAUGAAAUCUUGGAUGUCUUUCCACCAUUUAAUUAUUUAGAUUUACAUAAUUUCUGAACAUUAAUGUUUUGGUGAGCAUCUUUCCAAUGGAAGGAAAUCUAUUCAUGUAAAAUUGAUUUAUUUAUGGAAUGGCAUUGUCCCUAGUCUUCAAUGGAAAACUAUGCGGCUCUAAAUUACGGUU